Molecule: messenger RNA, 468 nt
Organism: Acanthosepion pharaonis
Lineage: Eukaryota; Metazoa; Mollusca; Cephalopoda; Sepiida; Sepiidae
Source: the annotation of a GenBank genome assembly
AUGCUUCACUAUCUAUCUAUCUAUCUAUCUAUCUAUCUAUCUAUCUAUCUAUCUAUCUAUCUAUCUAUCUGUUUUUGUAGUUGCUUCUGUGACUCAUUUUGCUUCUAUCUAUCUAUCUAUCUAUCUAUCUAUCUAUCUAUCUAUCUAUCUAUCUAUCUAUCUAUCUAUCUAUCUGUCAAGAAACAGCUAGCUUACUACCUGUUCCUUUCCCUUCCUAGAAACUACCUCGUUCCCUUUCCUCUUCUUCCUUUCCCCUUCAUAGCUAGCUACUAUGGUCCAUUUCUUCCUCUACCUCAAACAGCUAGCUACUAUGAUACAUUUCUUCCUCUACCUCGUUCCUUUCCCUUCAUAGAAACAGCUAGCUACUAUGGUACAUUUCUUCCUCUACCUCGUUCCCUUCCUUUCAUAGAAACAGCUAGCCCAUUUCUUCCUCUACCUCGUUCCCUUUCCUUUCAUAGAAACAGCUAG